Molecule: messenger RNA, 1304 nt
Organism: Mercenaria mercenaria
Lineage: Eukaryota; Metazoa; Mollusca; Bivalvia; Venerida; Veneridae
Product: L-xylulose reductase-like
Exons: 1
Coding region: 278-775 (165 amino acids)
Biological process (GO): xylulose metabolic process; glucose metabolic process
Molecular function (GO): carbonyl reductase (NADPH) activity; L-xylulose reductase (NADPH) activity
Source: RefSeq, a predicted model, not a curated record
CGUAGGUACAUCCUUGCACCUGGCCUCAAUAAGAAUUCACAAUUAAUUUCAGGUAUCUUAAAAAGUGUAGAAUGGGAUGAAUAUGCUACAUGCAGUACACCGAUAAGAUAGUUAUAUAGCUAUAUAUGAUCACGGAGGUCACUUUGAACUUGUGACUGAGCAUAACAAAUUAAUAUACAUGUAGAUGAAGUUUAUAAAUUGAAAAAUAUGCACUGACACAUUGUUUUAAAACAUUACUCUUUAUACAAACCAGGUUCAUACUAAUCAAUGUCUUUCGAUGUUCAUUAUGUCUUUCGAUUUCGAAGGAAAGAAAUACCUUGUAACUGGUGCCGAACGUGGAAUUGGACGUGCAAUCGCUUUAACACUCGCCACGCACGGGGGCAGAGUUUAUGCUUUAAGUCUUAACAAAGAGCCACUAGAUAGUUUAAUGGCGGAACAUCCUGACAUUCAUCCAAUAGUGGCCGAUAUUGAGAACUUGGAGGAAAUACGUGAGAAACUUGCGGAUAUUGAAGUUUUAGACGGAUUAGUUAAUAACGCAGCUAUAGUUCCAACGGAAAAUAUUCCAGGUUUAGAAUGGAGCCGAGAGUUCCUACAGAAGUCGUUCAGCACAAAUGUACUAGGCUCCAUAAAUAUAAUUCAAAUAGUCGGUAAAAAGAUGGUCGAAACAGGACGUCCUGGAUCCAUUGUGAAUAUAUCAAGUUUAACUUCUCUUCAGGCACUUCCGGGUAAAUUGCCAUACUGCGUUUCCAAACAACAUCCGUGUCAAUUCCGUUAAUCCUACCCUAGUGGCAACAGAAAGAGUAAAUCAGGCGAUUAAAUCUGGGUCCCCAUUUGCUAAAGUAUUUACUUCCAGGACGCCGAUGAAACGUUUAGCGGAAGUCGAUGAGAUUGUUUCCCCUGUGUUAUAUUUGCUCAGUGAUAUGUCAUCAAUGUUGUCAGGAACUAUACAUGUCGUUGAUGGCGGAGCAAUGGCUUCGUUCGCUACCGAUACAUGAACACUUACGAAUAUAGGUACAGAGAAGUUCGUUGUCAACAGAAUGCAUAAAUAAACGGUUAUAACUAUAAUAGUACAAGAAAUCCGUGCAUAAAAAUGGGCGAAUAUUUGCACCUUCUGUGAAAAGCAUGAAACUUGGCAUAGUAUAUAUAUUAGUUAAAUAUCAUACACUUCAUUUAAGACUGGGAAGCCAAGAUGACAGCCUAAGUCCAAGAUGGCCGCCAUAAUUCAGAUUACAAAGAAAAUGACAAAACAAGAGAGUGUGUAUCCUGUAAAAAAGCUCUGGAAUAAUAAUGGAAUAUUUACUAAG